Molecule: messenger RNA, 2769 nt
Organism: Mangifera indica (mango)
Lineage: Eukaryota; Viridiplantae; Streptophyta; Magnoliopsida; Sapindales; Anacardiaceae
Product: zinc finger BED domain-containing protein RICESLEEPER 2-like
Exons: 7
Coding region: 1311-2567 (418 amino acids)
Molecular function (GO): protein dimerization activity; DNA binding
Source: RefSeq, a predicted model, not a curated record
UAGUCACUCUUGCUUGCGUUCCAGAGACUUCCAUACGCAUAAAAACUCUCCUCCAACCAAACUCCAAGCUGCAGUUCCAGUUCCAGUUCCAGACCAAACCAAAGUCCAGCCCUCCGCCAUCUGAAAGUUCCGACCUACAGCUGCUCUCCAGUUUUGUCGACAGGCGUUUCUGAAGCGAUUCUAUUCAAGUCUUCUGACGUCACGUGCCAAUCGUAGAUUCCAGCGAUCGAGAGUUCUACAACGACAAUUUUGACGGCGACGGCGACGUGGACGACACAAAUAUAUUUCAGAAUAUGACAUCAAGAAGAGUAGAACCCUCUGGAGCAAGUCGAGCUUCAUCUCAAGCAUCGACUGCAAGCACAAUGGCUCCCUCAAUAUGUGCAUCUGUUAAGAGAAAAUCGGUGCAAAUUGAAGCACCAAUUGAUGAUGUGGAUAUUGAUUUGGCUGCAAUAGGAGAUUUUGAUGUCUCAGCUUCAAGUGAAGAAGCUGAAGCAAUUGAACGUCCUGAAAGCCAAAUGGAAGCACCACCUCCUGUUAUUCCAUCUACUAAGAGGAGGAAAACAUCAGUUGUUUGGGAGUGUUAUCCCGAAGAUAAGUUUGUUACUAUUGGCGAUGCUACAUUUGCAGUUUGCAAGUAUUGCCAAAAAAAGCUGAAAUUACAAAAGACCAAGGCUACUUCCCAUUUGACACGACAUAUGGGUCAAUGUGUCGAAAGGAAGAAAGCAAUGGGGAAAGACUUGGUCGUAGGGGGACAAACAGUUUUGGGUUUUGAGCGUUCAACCUCAGGGGUGCCUACGCCAACUGUGGUGAAAACAAAGACUACUUAUGAGCAUCCCAAGGUUCGAGAGGCCUUAGCCCAUAUGGUGAUGAUAUCUGAAUUGCCAUUUAAUUUUGUCGAGCACCCCGACUUCAUUAAUUUUUGUCACGUUCUGCAACCUUUUUAUGAAAAAGUUGGAAGAAAGCAAGUAAAAGCUGAUUGCUUUAGGGUUUAUCAAACAGAGCGUGACAGAUUGAAAAAGGUUUUUGAGGAGACAAGAAGGAUUAGUAUUACUACUGAUCUUUGGAAGUCAGAUCAUCAAAGUAUUGAGUACAUGGUACUCACAGCGCAUUGGGUGGACUAGUCGUGGUCCUUAAAUAAACAAAUUAUAAAUUUUGUGCACCUACCUCCACCUAGGAGAGGAAUAGACAUUGCAGCAGCAAUAUUUGACUGUCUAAAGGGGUGGGGGAUUGAACAUAAGGUGGAAACUGUCACAGUAGACAAUGCUUCUGCAAAUGAUAGUUUUGUUAAAAGAUUAAAGGAAGAUUUUCAAAUGCAGAGAACUUUGUUGUGUGAUGGAAAACUUUUCCAUGUUAGGUGCACUGCUCAUAUUGUAAAUUUGUUAGUUCAGGAUGGGGUGGCCGUGAUUAAACCCAUCAUAGACAAUAUUCGGGAAAGUGUAAAGUUUGUCAAAGCUAGUGAGGCAAGGCAAAAAAAUUUUGCCAAAAUUGCUAUGCAGUGUGGAAUUAAAGAGAGGAAGCUAGUUUUGGAUUGUGCUACACGAUGGAAUAGCACAUACAAAAUGCUAGUGACAGCACUGCAAUUCAGAGAGGUCUUCCUUCGGUUUAUGUUUGCUGAGUCAAGUUAUAUUUAUUGUCCAACAAGGGAAGAGUGGGAGAGAUUGGAGGUUGUCUGUGAUUUCUUAGAAAUAUUUGAUGAUAUAACAAAAAUAAUUUCAGGGUCACAGUAUACCACUGCAAAUAGAUACUUUCAAGAAGUGUUUAGGAUAAAAGAGGUCUUGAGAGAGCGAGAAUUUGAUGAAGAUUAUUCUAUAUCAAUGAUGGUGCGAGCAAUGUCAGAAAAAUUUGACAAAUAUUGGGGUGAGGUGAAUUUCCUGAUGACGAUUGCUAGCAUCAUGGAUCCCAGGAUAAAGUUUUUUAUGAUUACUUUGGCAUAUCCCACUUUAUAUGGUGAAGAAAAUGCCCCUGUAGAGAUAGAAAAUGUAAAAAGGGCAUUAGAAAAAUUAUACGGAGAAUACGUUGACAUGUUGUCAUCAAGAAAUUCAUCAACCGCAUUUGCACAUCCAGAACAUCAGCCAAAGACCCAACAAGCACCAUCAAGUACAUCAGGUAAAUCAUCAAGCUCUCGAUAUUCAGAGACAAGACAUUAUGGUCCUGGAUAUAGUUGGAUGCGUUUGAAGGAUCAUAAGGAGAAAACAUACUCAGUAGAAAGUAAGAAGUCUGAGUUAGAAAUGUAUUUGGACGAGCAUUGUGUUGAGAUACCGGAUGAUGUCAACUCAACGGACUUUAAUGUGCUUCACUGGUGGAGAGACAAUCAAUACAAGUAUAAAGUCCUUUCACAAAUGGCAGUCGAUAUCUUAGCAAUUCCUAUUACAACAGUGGCUUCAGAGAGCGCAUUUAGUGCGGGUAGUAGAGUGAUUAACUUGUACAGGUCAGCUCUAUCUCCAGAAACAGUUAACAUGCUUAUGUGUGGAGCUGAUUGGAUGAGAACACGUUAUAAGAUGAAAAAACAAGAUGAGAUUGAAGUUGAAAAUGAGAUUGCUAAGAUUAUCUUGCCAGAUAAAUUAUGACUAGGUAAAUAGGUGAGAAUAGUCUAGCCUUGAAGAUUCUUCUUUCUUAAAUGUGAUUGCUGAUAUCUCAAAUUAUUUGCCUGCAUAAAUGUGUUAUCUAGUUACAUGUUAUCUGUGAGUUUUUUGUUUUGGUGGACACAGUUGUCACUGGUUGAGAGUCUGUUUGUGCUGAAGAAUUGAAGAUGCUUAAAGCUGAAAUGGA